GCAGGCAUCACCGUGUUCCUCUACUCCAUCACGGUGUCCCUCGGCGGAGUGCUGGCCUCGCGGCACCUGCACCAGUCCAUGCUCUACAACGUGCUCCGCUCGCCCAUGUCCUUCUUCGAGCGCACGCCCAGCGGCAACCUGGUGAACCGCUUCUCCAAGGAGACGGACACCAUCGACUCGGUCAUCCCCAACAUCAUCAAGAUGUUCCUGGGCUCCAUGUUCAACGUGCUCAGCUCUUGCGCCAUGAUCCUGAUGGCCACGCCCCUGGUGGCAGUCAUCAUCCCGCCCCUUGGGCUGCUCUAUUUUUUCGUGCAGCGUUUCUAUGUGGCUUCAUCUCGCCAGCUGAAGCGCAUGGAGUCGGUGACUCUCCCCGUGUACACCCACUUCAACGAGACCCUGCUGGGCACCAGCGUGAUCCGGGCCUUCGGCGACCAGGAGCGCUUCAUCUCCGAGAGCGACCGGCGCGUGGACUACAACCAGAAGGCGUACUACCCCAGCAUCGUGGCCAACAGGUGGCGGGCUGUGCGGCUGGAGUUCGUGGGGAACUGCAUCGUGUUGUUCGCGGCGCUGUUCGCCGUCGUAGCCCGGGAGAAGCUCAGCGCAGGCAUCAUGGGUCUUUCCAUAUCAUAUGCUCUGCAGGUUACCGCCUCCUUGAACUGGCUGGUGCGAAUGUCCUCAGAGCUGGAGACCAACAUCGUCGCUGUGGAGAGAGUCAAGGAGUAUGAGGGCACUGAGAAAGAGGCGGCCUGGCAACUGGAGCAGUCCACCCUCCCCCAUGGCUGGCCCGCCUCCGGACACAUCCAGGUUCAGGGUUUUGGCCUGCGCUACAGGGAGGACCUGGAGAUGGCACUGAAGAAUAUCUCCAUCACUGUGGAAGGUGGAGAGAAGGUUGGCAUUGUGGGACGGACUGGUGCUGGCAAGUCCUCCCUGACCCUGGGACUGUUCCGCAUCAUCGAGGCUGCCAAAGGGGAGAUCCUCAUCGACGACGUGAACAUCGCCAGGCUGGGUCUCCACGAGCUUCGCUCCCGCAUCACCAUCAUCCCUCAGGACCCUGUACUGUUCUCUGGGUCACUGCGCAUGAACCUCGACCCCUUCAACCGUUACUCGGAUGAGGAGGUUUGGAGCGCCCUGGAGCUGGCCCACCUCAAGAGCUUCGUCUCCAGCCUACCUGAUAAGCUGGGCCACGAGUGUUCAGAAGGAGGAGAGAACCUGAGUCUGGGCCAGCGUCAGCUGCUGUGUCUGGCCCGAGCUCUGCUGCGCAAAACCAAGGUGCUGGUUCUGGACGAGGCCACGGCCGCCGUGGACCUGGAGACGGACAACCUGAUCCAGUCGACCAUCCGCAGCGAGUUCGAGGACUGCACCGUGCUGACCAUAGCUCACCGGCUCAACACCAUCAUGGACUACACCAGGGUGCUGGUGUUGGAGAAGGGCCAAAUCGCAGAGUUUGACAUACCCGCUAACCUCCUCGCCCAGAAAGGAAUUUUCUACAAGAUGGCCAAGGACUCUGGCCUGGUGUGACGGCUGCUGUGACAGGAACCUGGGAAGAGCGCCCCUCUGUGGGCUGGAGGCCCUCCUUGAACGGGAGGUGCUGGUUUGACUGCAGCUGGGGGUGGGAUCUUUGUGAUUAGCCCCCCUGCUUACGGACUCCCUCUCUAUAAUCAUAAACUUCACUUCACUGACAAAGUUUUAUUUUUAUAGUUCCCACUAUAAUUAUUACUAUUAUUCUUAUAUAUAUUUUUAUUAUAGUUAUUUUCUAUUACGAUUUGUAGUUUUCAUACAGGGCAUCUCGUUGCAGUGAAGGGGGUGCUGUUCUGGCAGUGAAUCCCAUUUCCUGUGUGUGUGUGUGAGAGAGAGAGAGAUCUGAGCUUUGGAUCGACACCCGCUCAUGCCGGCUGGCGGGUCGGAAGACGGGCAACAUGGACAGAGACUCGUCACCCAGGACAGCACUAACGCUAAGACGUCCAGCCGGCCCGGGCUUUGUGCCGUUUGCUGAUUAGCACCCCCCCCUUUUGGGUUCAGAGAUCCCCCAGUGCUGACCUUCUAGUCGGUCACCAUCUGACGUUCAGCUGCUGUUUAUCUGAUUUUACCCUUUCACCCGAAGCUGCCUGGUUUGCCUUCCCGGGUGUUAAAACCCAAAGAAGCUGUUUGAGGUGGAUUGCCCGGCUCAUUCAUGCUCUCGCUGCACCUGCCACCUCACACUAUAUUACCUCAUUCUUCAGGGGCGUUGGGCGCAAUUCAUGUUGUGAAUGUAUUUUCAUUGACGUUGCCGUGGUUUUGGGGAUCUUCUGCAAGUAGCCUGUGGAAACAUCCUGACACUGGCGCCUGUAUCCUGAGCACUGCGGUCCUCCUCCAGAGCAAGAUGAAAUUCUGACUUUUAAUAGGCGGAGGAAGCAGCAAGUGGCUCAGUGAGACUGAUGUUCGGGCAGGUUGUGCUUUUCUUUUGUUUUUCCUGGUGGAACCAAACAUGCUGAUUUCAUACAAAGCUCAAAAAACUUCGGGAUCACAAUGGCUUUAAAUUUCUGCAUCUUGUUUAGGUGACGCUUUUAUAAACUUUAUCCUUAUUCAUAGAUGGUAGAUUCCAAACCAGCCUUUUUUAAAGUUAAGAUGCUGUAAACAUUUUAACGUCAGGAUCUUUCUCCCUAUAAAUGUUUUCAUUUUGACAUCCAAAGACAGGCAUCCUUCUCAGGUCCUCUGCCCUAAGUGCCAGUGAGGCUGCUUGCGUUUAGCUGGGCCCUGGGCCGUGUUGGCUCAAUAGUACAGGCCGACCUGAGUGUUAGACUGUCACCGAAGAUCAGGGUGCUGUCCGUUGUGCUGCAUUCCGCUCCCCAUGGUUUCCUCUCGGUUUAAUAAAGCUCCUGGUCAUCCCCCCCCCCCCCAGCUCAGUCACAUAUUAGCAGAAACUUGCUUACCUGCUAAGUGUGAAUUCUAUAGCGUUUCCAUGGCAACGGUCUUACUUCACACGUUUCAGAUAAUCAUGCCUUGUUCCCCCUGAGGAGCAUUCCUCAGCUCGUCACUGAUCUCAUCGGAUAUUCUGUCCUCGCAGACUGUUUCCCAUAGCGCACAGAGGUUGGUAGUUUGACUUGCGUUAAUGAGUGUCGCCUGUCUUCCGUAUGUUCGUAAAUACGUAUAACGCUCCUUGUUAAAUAUAAGGUCGUGCUAAUUGGAGCACCUCGGAGGCUUGGUCCUUACAAGCUACGCCAUUGUUACUCUUUGGAAUUGUUACAUUUGCCAGCACUUUUCCCCUAGCUAGAGUAGCAGGUGAUUGCGGUGUAUCAUUUUAAUUUAUUAAUAUAUUAUAUAUUUUUUUUUUGUUAGCGAGGGGUCUUGUUGACCUGUCAUACCUAGAGGUGAGAUGGUGGGUCCCUGUACUGCUGCUUAACGUUACCACUACAGCCACUGGGUGUUUCGCUCUCCCCUCAUGAAAGACGCGAUCAUCGGCCACUUCGCGCUGGUCCACGUCUCUUCCGGUGACGUUUCCACACGUCCCCCUGUGUGGUGUAGAUGAUAACACCACCAUCAUAGGCUUGUGUAAAAGCAUAGGACUGUUUAAAUAUUUAUAUAAUUAUGUAUGUUCCAAAAAAAAUGUAAUAGGUGGGAGAGUGUUGAUUGAAAUGCUGUUACACAUGCAAAAUAAAAGUUUUGAGUUCUUUU
Messenger RNA from Brienomyrus brachyistius, 3651 nucleotides. RefSeq names its product multidrug resistance-associated protein 1-like. Gene Ontology annotation, molecular function: ATP binding; ATP hydrolysis activity; ABC-type xenobiotic transporter activity. Lineage: Eukaryota; Metazoa; Chordata; Actinopteri; Osteoglossiformes; Mormyridae. The record is from RefSeq and is a predicted model, not a curated record. Gene Ontology annotation, biological process: glutathione transmembrane transport; xenobiotic transport. Gene Ontology annotation, cellular component: basolateral plasma membrane.